Molecule: messenger RNA, 3402 nt
Organism: Tachysurus fulvidraco (yellow catfish)
Lineage: Eukaryota; Metazoa; Chordata; Actinopteri; Siluriformes; Bagridae
Gene: pcare1
Product: photoreceptor cilium actin regulator 1
Exons: 2
Coding region: 1-3402 (1133 amino acids)
Source: RefSeq, a predicted model, not a curated record
AUGGGUUGUUCCCCAUCAAGGGGAAAUAAAUUCAGUGGAGUGCAGGGACCGUUCAGUAAAGGGAAAACUUUGCUGCCAGGGACCAACAGAACCUCAGAGGAUGGACAAUCUGAUGAUGGAGGAAAUGUAAGCUCUGGCGGUGGUGAAACAGAUGGAGAAGCUUGUGAAAGGAGGACAAUAGGAGAAAAGAGAAUGGGCAGCGAUACAAUUUCUGUUCCUUCAGUCAAGAAACACUCUGCAGGUGAACAUGAGAUGGCAGAGAUUACCUCAGAAAGACUGGACACGCAAGAGAUUUCAAUACAUUUAUCAUCCGAAAGAAAAGAGAAAUGCACAAAAAAGGAAGAUGAAAAGAAAUAUGAGAAAAGGGGUGCAAGGAAGAAAAGGGAUCAGAAAAAUGUAAAACCAAGCAAAAAGAAAGAUAAGAGGGGAACGUUUGCAGCUGAAAAGAAGGUGGACUUUCCAGAGCAACUUGUGAAAGCCCACCAAGCAGCAUAUGGAUAUCUUAAUCCCAGUAUUGACAAAUAUGAAUUGCUUUUGGGCUUAUUAGAUCAUGCUACACAAACUCACAUUUCUUUGCAACCCAUGGCUGCGUUUAUGGCUCUGCAGUAUGAAGAGUUCAACCAAGGCCUAGAAAAAAUUGUUGAAGAAGGGGAAAAGCUUUUAAAAGACCACGGGGGAUAUUUGGCUUGGCCAUGCGAUAUGAAAAAUCGUUCUUCUUCUGGCAAAUCCAGUACCACUGAACCCCCACCCGAUUUACUUCAACAGCUUCUCCAGUUUACUGUCCAGAGGAUGUGUCUUGUGGGAAAAUCUGUCAAAGGGAUUGGGGACACAGCCCUUGAGGAGGCAGUGGAUUAUUUUUCAUCUAUAUCUGAAGUCCUAGAGGAAAAACUUAAUGGUAAGCGUGCAGUUGAGGCUAGGCUAAUGCAGCUGCUAUCUAGAAUUGAAGUUGCCACCUUACGAAGAACUGGACCAGAGGAUUCAACAUUGUUUAGUGAAGACAGUGGCAUUGGUGUGGAAAGCGGGUCACUGGGUGGAUCAGACAGACACCGCAGAGAAAGCAGCGAAUCAACUGAAUCUAGUCACACAGUUAUUUACAGUCCUGUAAACUCUACCCCUGUCCACCAAGGCUCCUCCAAAUGUCGGCUUAAUCAAAAAAUCAGCCACAGCAGCUCUGUAACCUCUAUCGACUCCACUUGUACUUUUACAGGUAUGGUGUUUGGAGACACAGAAUCCUUGCUUGAUUCUGCCUCCUUAGAUGAUGGUGACGGAGAAGAAGAGGACAACAGUGAGGGCAAUGAGAAAGAACAUUUUGGGGGUAAAGUGAGGACACGUUCAAGCUUUUCUCAACCUGAGCCUAACCAUCAUACACCAUGCAUGCCUAUAAAGCGUAUAGAAAACCCACAAAAUGUAGAGAUGACAUUAAAAAUGAAGGAUGCCAUUAGUGAACGGAUUCAUUUUGUUGCUUCUCAGCACUCAGGAGAAAAGAUAAAAACUAGAAUCUCAAAAACCAAUGACCAACAGUGGAUGGAAGAGGGUGAAAAAAGUCCUAAAAGACCACAGUCAGCUACUCAUCAAACAACUAAAAGAAAAACAAGUUGUUCUGUUACAAAACAGCAUCGUUCAAGAUCAGCAGAGUCUCUUCGUAGUAAAGCAGAUGACCCCACACUUCUUGAACUGGAAAGAACACAAAAAGAGUUGAGUAAAAGGCUGGAAAAAAUGGGAAAGGUCAAAACUGAACAAAAUGUAAAAAAAGACAUUUCAAAGCCAAAAAAUAAAGCACAGUUUAGUCAGCUCCAUCAUUUACAUUUAACUUCUUCAAACUGUCAUCAAAAGGCACUAAGUCAAAAGAUAGUUGCAGGAACUCAGGAGAAUGGAAAGGACAAAAAGAAAAUCUUUAAAACUGCCAAAGGACCUAUGAAGGCAACAUCUCUUUCAAGUCCUCCACCAUCACCCCAACAACUCUUAGCAAUGUGUCCCAGAGGAAAUUCUGUAAAGAAACUGAUUGACACCUUCAGUCAGGGAAUGGAGGAAAGUAAACAGUUUCAUGAAAGUUCAAAAGGGCUUGGACCUCUUAAAGGGGUUAGGAAGUAUGGAGUUCCUGUCAUCCCAGGUCUGGGAAGUGAAGAUUCAUUUUCAACGAUUAAAAAUGACAACAACAACAAUAAAAAUGAAUCGACAACCUUGGAGAAUCAAGAUAAUAUUGACUUGGACAACCUACCACCACCUCCUCUGGAGGUCCUCAUGGAUAAUUCUUUUGAACAUGUAGAAAUGAGCAAAACAGAUGAAAAAAUGAACAGGGGAGGACAGUCUACCCUGCCAAAGACAACCAGCAUGUCUCAAAAACUCCGCACAUCCCUGCAAACUGUUACAGUACUACCUAGCAAGGGAAGUGUGAGAAAGAGUUCUAACAGCAUAUCGCCUGCACAAAAUAUUGCCCUGCACCCCAGUGGGGUGCCUAAGAAUAGCCAAGUUGCUUCAACAACUAGUGCAGAGCUGAGGAAUGAAGAGGCUGCCUCACUUUACAAACAAGCUCGGAAAAUUAUCCACUUGCGGUAUUCAUCUAAUUCUCCCACAGAGAAACCUUCUGCUGACUAUGGCAACAUUCACCAGCUCACUCAAAGCAGUAUUGAAAGAAAUCAGGAUGAGAUCCCUGAAACAGUGCCUUUCAGUGCAACUGCUGAAAAUCAAUCACCUGAUACUCCAGCUGUAUCCAGAACCCGUAUGUUACCUUCUACACCUGUUGCUAACCGGAAGUUACCCUGUCCUCCUGUUUCUAAAAAACAAUCAAUUUCGUCCAGUUCAUCCAGUCCGAUAAUAUUUCGAAAACUUCCUACACCACCUCCUGACAGCCAACGGACAUUACCGAGUACCCCUACUACUCAAUAUUCCAUGCCAAGCUGCAUUUCUGGAUUUGCCUUCCCUCUAAAGGCACCAUCUCCCCCUGCCUCACCGAAAGUGCAGCGACGUUUUCGAGAGAAUAAUAUCGAGGCUUCAAGAGUAUUUAGCAAUGCUCGCUCAGUUUUUUGUCCAGCCUCACCAUCUAUGUUUGAGUCGAAACCAUUUCCAGUACCUAAACCCCCACAAGCAUGGACCUCCUCUGGAAGUAGCAUACUACCUCGCCCCUGGACUGAGCGUGGUAGGAUCCCUAUGUCUGUCCGCGGGCCACAGCCUUUCAUUCGGCGUAGUCAGUCGGACCGAAGACCAAGCCUCAUCCAUCCACCUAGAGCUCCAGUAGUAUCUAUUGCACAGUCGUGUGGAAGUGAACCAGCUAUCAGUACCCAAGGGUUGGAAGAUUCUCCAAUCAGAGAUACCUGGAACAAGCAGCCGGAGCUCAGAGAAGCAAAUCGCUCUUCCUCACACCCAGACCUGUGCAUUGUGGGCCAGGCCUUACAAUGUGAAUGA